CUAGUUACGGCUCCGAGCCGGCGCUUGCGCGUCCGAGUCAACGACUCGCGACGAGCGCAUGUAAAUAGGCGACUCGCCCAGUUCGUCCGGUUCCGCCUUCUAUCGUUCGUUCGAAGCAACGGCACCCGCAGCGCUCUGGAUCUCAAUCCCAGCGGCUGCGGUGCUUCCCCUCGAUUCAUAGGGCUCCGGUCGAAGCUGAUCUCUCUCCUGGACUCUGCCCUAUUGUUCCUCUCCCGAUCCCUAACUAGGUUUUCCGGGCAUCAGAGAUGGCUUUGCCCACUACAUCCCCUGUACCUUCUCCAAGUCCGCAAGUGAUUGGAAAUGCCUUUGUACAACAGUAUUAUCACAUACUUCAUCAAUCGCCAGAAAUAGUUUUCAAGUUUUAUCAGGAUUCUAGCAUGGUGAACCGAUUGAAUUCUGAUGGACAGAUGAUUUCAUUGACAACACUGCAAGCCAUCAAUGAGAAGAUUAUGUCACUGGACUUUAGAAACUGUUUCACCGAGAUUGAGACUGUAGAUUCACAAAUUUCAUUCCAGAGUGGGUUGCUUAUUGUAGUUACUGGAUCGUUUACUGGACAGGAUAAUAUUCGGAAGAAAUUUGCGCAGUCAUUUUUCCUUGCUCCUCAGGAAGUUGGUGGAUACUUUGUACUGAAUGAUGUUUUCAGAUUUUUGAAUGAAACACAACCAAGGGAACUGAACCACAUAUGGGCUGGUGCUACAAAUGAUGAUGUCCCUAAAACAUCUACUUCUCCUGAAACAGAUUUCAGUACACAGGAGAAUCAUGUACCAGAAUCUCCCCUGUUUGAAGAAGAUACUGGUGAUCAAGAAGUUGUUGACCAAUCAGAAGAUCAAGGAUCUGGUGCUGAAGAUGGUAUUGUUGUGGAUCCUCCUGCUAAUGUAGAUGAGAGCAAUUCACAGCAAGUUUUUGAAGUUUUUACUUUGGGGGCUCAAGAUGAUACACCUAAGAAGUCUUAUGCAUCAAUUGUUAAGGUCAUGAAAGGGAGCCCUUCACCAGUGCCAAUUCAUGCAACACCCGGUGCAAAGGUGGCUCCAGCAAACACAGAGAAACCUGUGGCUGCGCCUGCAUCUGCACCUGUUCACCCCACUGAAACUUCUAAUCCUUAUGGAAAUGAUGAUGCUGAGAAAAGCAACAUCAUUGAAGAGGAGGGCCAUUCAAUUUACAUUCGUAACUUACCCUUGAAUGCAACUGCUGAACAAGUAGAAGAGGAAUUUAAGAAAUUUGGAGCCAUUAAGCCUAGUGGUGUGCAAGUCAGAAGUCAUAAGGUUGAGAGGUACUGUUUUGGAUUUGUUGAAUUUAGUUCCUUGAAGUCCAUGCAAGCUGCAAUUGAGGCAUCUCCAAUCAUGAUUGGUGGUCGUCACGCCAUCAUUGAGGAGAAGAGAACAACAACACGAGUUGUUAAUGGCGUGGUCACCAACAUCGGCAAUGUCAAUAACGGAAGAGGCCGCUACCAGUCGGGAAGAGGGGCGUUCAGAAAUGACAACUUCCGAGGGCGUGGUGCAGGCGGCUUCGGUCCCACUCUUGGCUACAGGCGGAAUGACUUCAGAAACCGGGUCGAGUAUUCUGGCCGCGGUCGGGGGUCAUCUCGUCGCACCGACGAUUAUCAGCAGCGCUCUUUUUACAACAACGGAAAUGGCACGAUGGGAGGUGUCAAAAGCCCCAAGCCAUCUGCUGUUUCAGCAUAGAGUUUCACGUUUCUUCUUUUCAUUCUCAUCUAUGAUUAGGCAAAAACCUUACUGAAGAUAUCCGAUUUUUUUGUCUUAGCAAACUCUACAAAAUGCUACCAUUUUUUUUAGUUCAGUAACUAGAUCAGUCAGUUAUGGUCGUAUCCA
Zingiber officinale is the source of this 1850-nucleotide messenger RNA. RefSeq names its product nuclear transport factor 2-like. The transcript is spliced from 10 exons. Gene Ontology annotation, cellular component: cytosol; ribonucleoprotein complex. Bases 267 to 1703 code for a protein of 478 amino acids. NCBI's taxonomy places the organism in Eukaryota, Viridiplantae, Streptophyta, Magnoliopsida, Zingiberales, Zingiberaceae. The record is from RefSeq and is a predicted model, not a curated record. Gene Ontology annotation, molecular function: mRNA binding.